AUGCCUGUGACAAUCAACCUCAUAUGUGGUGCUGAGGAAGACGGGCAAACAACUCUAUCACCGUUAAUCUUCAACAUUGAUGAUAUUAAGAAAUUGAGAGAACUUGGUAUUUGCGGGAUAUUGUCCGGUACAUUAUCAUCUGCAGCACAACAAAAUAUUUUCUUAUCGGUUCCUUUGAAAUUGAUGAUCGAGGAAGCUAUUUGGUUACAUUUAAAUGGAUUAGCAAAAUUUAAAGUCCUCAAAGGAGAUACAACACAAUUAAUAGAAGGAAUAUUGGAUAGGAACGCAUACGAUAUACAUAACCUUACGAAGGAGAGACUAAAAAUAUCAUUCGAGUUACAAAGAGAAUAUAAAAGAGAACAGCAUCGUUUGAAAUUAGAACGAUUAGGAAUAAUUCCUCCCGAGACUUCUAACGAAACUACAGGAGAUAAUUCACCAAAUGAAAAAUUAUUAGAAGCAUCGUUAUUUAUAGAGACACCAACAACAUCCAAUUUACUAAAUAAUAUUCAUUUAAAUUAUGAAAAUGGGAUCAAUGAUUAUUUACUACAUAUAUUAAUCUCACAAUAUGGGAAUUGGGAUAAUUACUUACUUUUCCAAGUGUUGAAGGAUAGAGGGUAUGUAUUAGCUCCCGGUGGACGAUUUGGUGGGAAAUUUAUUGCUUACCCUGGAGAUCCAUUAAGGUAUCACUCACAUAUGGUUGUUAGGGAUGCAUUACAUUAUAAAGAUCAAUCUCUGGAUCUUCUAGAAUUAGCCGCAAAUGCUAGACUGGGAACAGCUGUUAAAAAGAUUUGGGUCAUAGGGGCACCUGUUCCGAAGAAUGAUGAAAUGGAAAGUAACAAGACACAAUCGAAGAAAGAUGUGUCUUUCUAUUCUGUGGAAUGGGCAGGGUUUGGUUAA
Molecule: messenger RNA, 897 nt
Organism: Maudiozyma barnettii
Lineage: Eukaryota; Fungi; Ascomycota; Saccharomycetes; Saccharomycetales; Saccharomycetaceae
Gene: SEN34
Product: tRNA splicing endonuclease subunit SEN34
Exons: 1
Coding region: 1-897 (298 amino acids)
Biological process (GO): tRNA-type intron splice site recognition and cleavage; tRNA splicing, via endonucleolytic cleavage and ligation
Cellular component (GO): tRNA-intron endonuclease complex
Molecular function (GO): tRNA-intron lyase activity; nucleic acid binding
Source: RefSeq, a predicted model, not a curated record